This is a messenger RNA of Linum tenue, 4289 nucleotides long. The record is from the annotation of a GenBank genome assembly. Lineage: Eukaryota; Viridiplantae; Streptophyta; Magnoliopsida; Malpighiales; Linaceae.
AAUCCCUAGCACAGCUCCCUGUCUAUAAAUACUCGCCAGGGGAUGAUGCUAGAGAGAAGGGAGUAGAGAGAGAAACUCGCAGAGGAAAUAGAGAAGAAGAAGAACUGGAAGAAGGAGAGAGAGAGGGAAAAAGGAAAGCGAGGAGAAAAGGAAAAGCUCAGAGAGAGAGAGAGAGAGAGAAGAUUUCUGAAAGGGGAAGAGAGGGACUGGGGAACGGCGGCCCUCUCGUUGUCCGUAUUCGAAAUUCUCCGAUCUGUUUUGCUCAGGUGGAGCGGGAGGAAUUAUGUCGUCGCUAAGCAGGGAGCUUGUGUUUCUCAUACUUCAGUUUCUGGAUGAAGAGAAAUUCAAGGAGACUGUGCACAAAUUGGAGCAGGAGUCAGGGUUUUACUUCAACAUGCGGUAUUUCGAGGAAAUGGUGACGAAUGGAGAGUGGGAGGAGGUGGAGAAGUAUUUAUCAGGGUUCACCAAGGUUGAUGAUAACAGAUAUUCUAUGAAGAUUUUCUUUGAGAUCCGAAAGCAGAAGUAUCUCGAGGCAUUGGACAAGCGUGAUCGUGCCAAAGCUGUGGAGAUUUUGGUGAAGGACUUGAAAGUGUUUGCUGCAUUUAAUGAGGAGUUGUUUAAGGAAAUUACACAGUUGUUGACUUUGGAAAACUUCAGAGAAAAUGAACAGCUGUCCAAGUAUGGAGAUACAAAAUCUGCAAGGAAUAUAAUGCUUGGUGAACUGAAGAAGUUAAUAGAGGCUAAUCCGUUGUUCCGAGACAAACUCCAGUUUCCUACAUUGAAAAAUUCAAGAUUACGGACUCUAAUUAAUCAAAGUUUAAAUUGGCAACAUCAACUGUGUAAGAAUCCAAGGCCUAAUCCUGAUAUAAAGACCUUAUUCGUGGACCACAGCUGUGGUGGGCAGCCAAAUGGUGCUCGAGCCCCAUCCCCUGUAACCAAUCCCUUGAUGGGUGCUGUGCCAAAGCCAGGAGGCUUCCCUCCACUUGGUGCUCAUGGUCCGUUCCAGCCUGCACCUCCUUCUUUGCAAACAUCUCUUGCUGGUUGGAUGUCAAACCCAUCUCCUGUCCCUCAUCCUUCAGCUUCUGCUGGACCCAUUGGCUUGGCUGCACCUAAUAACACAGCGGCUAUUUUGAAGCGCCCUAGGACUCCUCCAACAAACAACCUGGCUCUGGAUUAUCAAACAGCUGACUCUGAACAUGUCUUGAAAAGAACUAGACCAUUUGGAAUGUCUGAGGAGGUUAAUAAUCUGCCUGUAAAUAUUCUGCCUGUUGCAUAUGCUGGGCACAGCCAUGGGCAGAGUUCCUACUCAUCCGAUGAUCUACCUAAGAAUUUUGUUAUGGCUUUGAAUCAAGGUUCAGCAGUGAAGAGUAUGGACUUCCAUCCAUUGCAGCAGAUUUUACUUCUUGUUGGCACAAACAUGGGCGACAUCAUGGUAUGGGAGCUGGGUAGUCGUGAAAGGAUUGCUUUAAAGAAUUUCAAGGUUUGGGACCUUGGAGCAUGUUCAAUGGGGUUGCAGGCAUCUCUUGCUAAUGAUUAUACAGCAUCAGUGAACCGUGUCAUGUGGAGUCCUGAUGGAAGUCUAUUUGGCAUUGCUUACUCUAAGCACAUUGUUCACAUUUAUUCAUACCAUGGAGGGGAUGAUAUAAAGAACCACCUUGAGAUUGAGGCCCAUGUUGGAAGUGUAAAUGACCUUGCUUUCUCCUAUCCCAACAAGCAACUGUGUGUAGUCACUUGUGGAGAAGACAGAGUGAUUAAGCUACUGGCAAUAAGCAGUUUACUUUUGAAGGUCAUGAAGCUCCUGUAUAUUCUGUGUGCCCACAUCACAAAGAAAAUAUCCAGACCUCUUGAUUUCCUUUCCUUUUUGUUUUUGUUUUUCCAGUUUAUAUUCUCAACUGCAACUGAUGGAAAGAUUAAAGCAUGGUUGUACGAUACCAUGGGUUCGCGAGUUGAUUAUGAUGCUCCAGGACAUUCAUCAACCACAAUGGCAUAUAGCGCUGAUGGAACAAGACUGUUCUCUUGUGGGACAAACAAGGAGGGAGAAUCCCAUUUAGUUGAGUGGAAUGAAAGUGAAGGUGCAGUAAAGCGUAGGUAUACUGGCCUUGGAAAGCGAUCAGUUGGAGUUGUGCAAUUUGAUACCACUAAGAAUCGGUUCUUGGCUGCUGGUGAUGAGUUCAUGGUCAAAUUCUGGGACAUGGACAAUGUCAGCUUAUUGACAAGUAUAGACGCAGAUGGUGGACUGCCGGCUUCUCCUUGCAUAAGAUUCAAUAAAGAAGGAAUUCUCAUGGCUGUCUCGACCAGUGACAAUAGUGUUAAAGUCCUAGCAAAUUCUGAUGGAAUUAGGUUGCUUAAGACGGUGGAAAAUCGCACAUUUGAUGCUUCAAGAGCUGCUUCUGCAGCUGUUGUCAAGGCCCCUUCAAUACCAAAUUUUGCUGCUGCCAAUCCCAAUCCUGGAACUAGCAUGGGAAAUCCAGCUGCUCCUUUACCACCCAUGGUUGGAAUGCAGAUCAAUGAUAGCCGAGCUUUGGCUGAUGUUAAACCUAGAAUAAAUGAAGAAUCCAUGGAGAAGUCAAGGAUCUGGAAAGCAGCUGAAAUUAAUGAGCAAUCGCAGUGUCGUUCUCUGAGGCUUCCUGAUAAUUUAACUGCAAUGAGGGUGGCCAGGUUGAUGUAUACAAAUUCUGGGCUGGCCAUAUUAGCGUUAGCAUCUAAUGCUGUUCAUAAGCUCUGGAAAUGGCAGAGAAAUGAUAGAACUGGGAAGGCCACUGCUAGCGUUGCUCCACAAUUGUGGCAACCAUCUAGUGGAAUAUUGAUGACGAAUGAUAUAAGUGAUACAAACCCUGAAGAGGCUGUGCCAUGCUUUGCUCUUUCAAAGAAUGAUUCUUAUGUUAUGUCGGCUUCAGGAGGAAAGAUAUCGCUUUUCAAUAUGAUGACAUUCAAGACAAUGACAACAUUCAUGCCCCCACCACCGGCUGCAAGUUUCCUGGCAUUCCAUCCUCAAGACAACAACAUAAUUGCUAUCGGAAUGGAGGAUUCUUCAAUCCAAAUCUAUAAUGUCAGGGUUGAUGAGGUUAAAACCAAGUUGAAAGGUCAUCAGAAAAGAAUCACGGGUCUCGCCUUCUCCAACACCCUAAAUGUGCUCAUCUCUUCCGGAGCAGACUCUCAGUUAUGUGUGUGGAACACGGAUGGAUGGGAUAGGCAGGCUAGUAAAUUCCUGCAAAUCCCUCCCGGGCGUCCGACCUCCCCUGUUUCGGAUACCCGGGUCCAGUUUCAUGUCGACCAGACACAUCUGCUCGCCGUUCACGAAUCACAGAUAGCACUGUACGAAGCGCCGAAACUCGAUUGUUUGAAGCAGUGGUUCCCUCGAGACGCAAAUCCUAUCACACAUGCGACCUACUCUUGCGACAGCCAGUCGAUAUACGUCAGCUUCGAAGAUGGAAGCGUGGGUGUUCUUACAGCUCCAGCUCUCAGACUGAGGUGCAGGAUAAGUUCUGCCGCUUACCUACCUCCAAAUCCAAGCUUGAGGGUCUAUCCGUUGGUGAUCGCGGCACAUCCAACAGAAGCCAACCAGUUUGCUCUGGGACUAACAGACGGCGCAGUCCACGUGCUAGAACCAUUGGAAUCGGAAGGGAAAUGGGGCACCGCGCCACCGGCUGAGAACGGUGCUGGAGGAGCGCCGAGCACUUCCGGGGCCGCUGGAUCAGAACAACAAGCUCAAAGAUGACACCUUUAGAUGACUGAGUGGCGCUCGCCGCUCUCUUGGCCCCACAGUUUGAUUUUUCGGGGGAAAGCUGUGGAAGAUUUCUAGGGUACCUAUUCAUAGGGUUUUCUUAGUGUAAUUUGUGGCUCUCAACUCGACUCUCAACCCCAACCUGGUAGAAGAGGUUUGGAAAGCUCCCUUCAUAUAAGAGAAGAAGACUAAUGUGUUCUUGAUGCAUUAUCAUGAUCCCCUCUUUUUUUCUUUCCCUUCUUUCUUUUACAUGAUUAUAUAUAUGAUUGAAGAGACCUCUUAGACAGAGAAUUGUGGUGUAAAUUAGAUAGUCAAAAGAAUGCAUCAAGAUAAGAGAGCAGGGUUUGAGGUCGUCUUCAUGACAGUAGAUUAUUUUUUUUAUUUUAACUUUAUUCAUACUAAGGUAUGGAGGAAUGAUAGGGGAACUUGAUCUGUUUGUCUAUUUCAUCUGUUCAUUCUUACUUAACAGUGCUUAGUCUUAUGUCUAAUUAUCAUUAUCCACUGUUUCAGUUGUAAUCACAGUUAAUUUAGUUGUUCCUGAAAUGUUAUUUGAAGUGUAAAAUGC